UUUCCAAACAAUAUAAGGAGUGGCGCCGCGAGCCGAGCCAGCGCAGUCUAAAGGUGGCCGUUUCUUCGACGCGGAACAAGAUACCGUGGGGUUAUUAAGGGAUUUUUCGUUUUGUUAGACUACAUAUGCUCAGCCAAGGACCGCGGCAACCACACCUAUUUUUGUUUAACGUUCGAGGUGUCUGUUAGCCGGCGGAAGACCUCUGCGACCUGGCGACGCUACAAGGAGAUCAGCGAUCCUGUUAAAAACGCCGCCAACUAAGAUCACACGAUGAGGCCUGCUUGUUUCCUCAUAGCGAGCCUUCUCGCUCUUGCUGGCAUCUGCCAAGGCCAAACUUGCGGUCCACCGACUCCCGGAGACAACGCGAAUGUGCGCCCCGAAGACGCGAAGCCAACUUACGACGAUAAAGAAACGAUCACCUUGGUCUGUGAUGUUGGCUACACGAACCAAGGGGGGUCUCCGACCAUUACAUGCCAGGCUGGUGCUUGGAGCCCUGUGAACCUGCGUUGCGGAAGAAAAGAUUGUGGCAACCCCGGACAAGUGCCAAAUGGAGAAAUUCACAUCAAGACGGACACUUUGUUUGGUGACAGAGUCACGGUCACUUGCAACAUUGGUUAUUAUAUGAUUGGCCAAGAUGAACUGCUCUGUGGAGAUAAAGGAUGGCUGGGCCGGCUACCAGUAUGUGAAGUGGUGAAAUGUUUACAAGCACCAGCAGUUGAGAAUGCAUACCCUCCCUCUCCAGCUGACGACGUCUACACUUAUGGACAAGUUGUGAAAUACACAUGUCUAAAAGAUUACACUCUUAAUGGGUCCUCAUCACUAACAUGUUCAGAAGAUAAAAAGUUCAAGCCAGAUCCUCCAACAUGUAUAAAGGUUGUCUGUCCAUCUCUCGAUGUUCCAAAUGGAAGGUGGAUAGCGGGUGCUCGGCCCCCUUACGGUUACAAAGAUUUUGUCGAAUUCCAAUGUAAUAAUGGCUUUGUUAUGCAAGGAUCACCCAGCGUGCGAUGUGAACUUAACAGCAAGUGGUCACCUGAACCUCCAGUGUGCUCAAAGCUUCCAACUAAAGCUCCUACUACACCUAAAGCCCCUACUACCACUUCUUCUCCUCGCACUACUAAGAAAAUCCCAGAGACAGUAGGCGGCCCCGCUACGACCACUCCCCCAAAUAAUGGCGCUGAACCUUCUAAGUGGCAACCAUUGUGGUUAAUUGUGUUGCUCAUUAUAGUUGUCGUCGUAGUAACCAUCAUUGUCAUUAAAUACUUCAAGGACAGGAGCCGCUGUCGCAGUGGCUACUCAGGAAAUGUGGCCACAAAAGAGGAAGAGGGAGUUAUAACACUCUCGUAAAAAGCGGAGCUUUCCUGUUGACGGACCACUUUAAUCUGCUGUAGCCUUUCCAGGAAAUAUGGAUAUUACCACAUCAGCUGAUGAAUGUACCAGCCUUGUCAAAUUGCAUGUGGUUGGCACUGAAUGAAGUCUAGAAAAUCUAGAAAGGAUUACUCCAAGUUGAAAAGUCUGAUCAUCACAAACCUGGCAAGUUAUGAAAAACAUGCCCUGGUGCACGCUCAUACCUACACUUAGGCUCAAGAUGUGGCUUUCAUUGGAUUGUCAGUUGUUUGGCAAUCCAUAUCUUCUUUGCUUCACGCAAACGUAACAUUUUUCCCAUAAUCCAAUUCAGAUUCCUGAUUUGUUUGUGAUGUCUUCGAUUCUUGUCGCAGCUAUUUUCCCAUCAUAAUCGUAUGAGAAUGAAGGAUGUGAUGACAUUCUCGAGUUUCAAGUUUGUCAUGUAUGAAAGGACUUACACUGUUUCUCAUGAUGAUGAAGUGCUUGCACUUAUUGCAGAACCUUAGGGGCCUGAUUUUGUGAUCUAUAGGUGUGACCAAUUUUUGUGUUUGUUGUUAGUGUUUAUGCUGCCUUUGGAGGUCAGCAGUAUUAAAAUAAAUAAAUAGAUAGCUAGAUAGUGGCUGUUGGAUGGCAAUGAGCAAAAGGGCUGAUUGCAGAUUUCUGAGUGAUCACAUCUUGAGUGUAAUUCUUGGGGGGGAAAAAGUGAAUCUCAAGAUGACGUAAAUCUACAACACCAGUGUCAGAUAGCAUUAAUGCCAAAAUUGUGUUUUUUUUUUGUUGUUUCAUUUCAAUUGAAGUGUGUGACGUGCCGCUGAAAGUUUUUUUUUUUUUCCCCUUGUCGUUGGAUGGCAGGGAGGUGAUUGGGUGUAAAUGUGAAAGCCAUUGAUUCAGAUAAAGGGAGUUUAGCUCUAAUGCCAAGCCAGCGGUUCAGUUGGUAAUGAUUUGUGAUGAUCUGUAAUAUUUAUUAUAGUCACAUUAAAUUAUGUCCCACGUGAGUCUUACUUUCAUUAAAUCUCACUUUUAACAAUUUAAGACCACGAAGAAGAGAUGAGUGAUACUUUAUAAACAAGUUGUUUCAGGGUCAACAGUGUUGAAUGGUCUUUGCUGUUUCUUAGAAACAUUGCAUUUGCCUCUUAAGGCUUUUGGCCAGUUAGUAAUGUAUAUAAUUCAAAACAAUUGAUAUUCUGUAUGUGAAUUGGGUUGAGGCAUACUUGUAAAUUUGAAUUUGUGCUAGUUCUUUAUUAGGUCUUUGCAUAGCACUCACAAAUAAAACAAACAUAAACAA
Lampris incognitus (smalleye Pacific opah) is the source of this 2626-nucleotide messenger RNA. RefSeq names its product C4b-binding protein alpha chain-like. The record is from RefSeq and is a predicted model, not a curated record. The transcript has 13 exons. Bases 271 to 1344 code for a protein of 357 amino acids. Lineage: Eukaryota; Metazoa; Chordata; Actinopteri; Lampriformes; Lampridae.